UCACGUCCUGUAAACAUGGCGGCAGCUGUUUUUUGGAGGAGAGCAGAACUUCUGAGAUGCGUUCAGACUUCCGCUCAGAGGUCAUGGCUCCACAGCUCAGCAGCUCUUCAUCAGCAGGCUCCUCCUCUUCCUCCUCAGUCGAGGUUCUUCCCUCCGUCCGAAGGCGUCAUGCUGCCGGCAGGAAGUUACAAAGACAGAGUGGCGUUCAUCACGGGGGGCGGGACCGGGCUGGGCCGCGCCAUGACGACCACGCUGUCACACCUGGGAGCGCAGUGCGUCAUCGCUAGCAGGAAGUUGGACGUUCUGCAGAAAACAGCCGAAGAGAUCAGCAGCCAGACUGGAAACAAGGUCCACGCGGUUCAGUGUGAUGUCAAAGACCCUCAAGCUGUAUCAAGGUGCGUCAGUGAGAUGGAAACUCUGACAGGACUACCUGAUGUGAUCAUCAACAACGCAGCAGGAAACUUCAUCUGUCCGUCUGAACGUCUGACGGUUAACGGCUGGAAGAGCAUCACCGACAUCGUCCUCAACGGCACCGCCUACAUCACGCUGGAGCUGGGCAAGAGGCUGAUCCAGAGUCAGAAAGGUGCGUCCUUCCUCGCCAUCACCACCAUCUACGCUGAGUCUGGUUCUGGUUUCGUGGCUCCGAGCGCGUCAGCGAAGGCCGGCGUGGAGGCACUUUACAAGUCUCUGGCUGCAGAGUGGGGGCGCUACGGGAUGAGAUUCAACAUCAUCCAGCCUGGACCAAUCAAAACCAAGGGAGCGUUCAGCCGUUUGGAUCCGACCGGCGUGUUUGAGAAGCAGAUGGUGGGCCGGGUCCCGGUUGGUCGGUUCGGUCAGCCGGCAGAGAUCGCUAACCUGGCGGCGUACGUGAGCAGCGACUUCGCCACGUGGAUGUCAGGAGCCGUGAUCCGAUUGGACGGAGGAGAAUACGUGUCGAUGGCGGGAGAGUUUAACGAGCUGCGCAGGGUAACUCCGGAUCAAUGGACGAUGAUGGAGGCGAUGAUCAAAAGCACUAAAGGAUCCUAAAAACACUCCCACAGAACAGCCAAUCAGCUUUCGGUACUGUUGCCUUGGAGACAGCAGGACCCGCCCACCUGCUGACGGAAGAUUAUUUAGUUUUUUUAAAUUUAUGAUUUUUGAUAUAUUAAUACAUGAUUGAUUUAUCUGUGAUUAUUGAAACUAAACUGAUCUGCUGCUAAUAUCAGGGUGGACUGUUAGCUCGUAGCCUGUUAGCUCGUAGCCUGUUAGCUCGUAGCCUGUUAGCUUGUAAGUUGCUCUGUGUAAACUCAAACAUGUUUUAUAAUAAAAUCACCCUGACGUUGAA
Messenger RNA from Scomber scombrus (Atlantic mackerel), 1324 nucleotides. It is a transcript of the gene decr1, whose product is annotated as 2,4-dienoyl CoA reductase 1, mitochondrial. Lineage: Eukaryota; Metazoa; Chordata; Actinopteri; Scombriformes; Scombridae. Gene Ontology annotation, molecular function: 2,4-dienoyl-CoA reductase (NADPH) activity. The record is from RefSeq and is a predicted model, not a curated record. The transcript has 10 exons. Gene Ontology annotation, biological process: fatty acid beta-oxidation. Gene Ontology annotation, cellular component: mitochondrion. Bases 16 to 1026 code for a protein of 336 amino acids.